Fundulus heteroclitus (mummichog) is the source of this 11075-nucleotide messenger RNA. It is a transcript of the gene eppk1, whose product is annotated as epiplakin 1. Gene Ontology annotation, cellular component: keratin filament; membrane; cytoskeleton. The record is from RefSeq and is a predicted model, not a curated record. Bases 339 to 10655 code for a protein of 3438 amino acids. Gene Ontology annotation, molecular function: keratin filament binding; structural molecule activity. Lineage: Eukaryota; Metazoa; Chordata; Actinopteri; Cyprinodontiformes; Fundulidae. Gene Ontology annotation, biological process: wound healing; intermediate filament bundle assembly. The transcript is spliced from 4 exons.
AGCUGCAAGCUGGGAGAGUCCUCUCAGAUGUUCGGAUGAACGUCUCUGAUUCCUGCUGAGAGAGAACAUCAACCUGCAGAGACUUCAGUCCAGGACAUUCAGGUUGUUUCACAGCUCUGCCUCCUUCAGCCCGCCUCAGUGAGAAGACGAUCCAGAGCUUCGUUCUGCACGGCUGCUUCCUGCAAAGCAUCAGACGGCUGCAGUCAGAGGAGCAAACCUUGAAAGUCCAGCACCUUCAACCCCUACAUCCAGCAUCCUUCUUCCUGGACUUUGGAACAACUGGAGCAUCUGAGGAAUUACUUCUACCCUCAGACUCAUAACGAAACUAAAAGGUCAUAAUGGAGUCCAUCAGUCAGAACUCUGAAGUAAAGGAAAAUGGAUACAAUGUCCAUGAACCUGUUGCAGGCAUAUUUCUGGAGAAGACAGGGGAGAAGAUUACAAUUUAUCAGGCAAUGAAAAAGCGUUUGCUUAAACCAGGAACGGCAUUAGCGUUGCUUGAAGCACAAGCUGCCACAGUGGGCAUCAUAGAUCCAAUAGGCAAUCGUAUACUUCCUGUUGCAGACGCUGUUAAAGAGGGAGUAGUUGGUUCAGAAAUGAGGGAGAAACUCCUUACCGCAGAGAAAGCCAUUAGUGGGUACAUGGACCCCUACACCAAUCAAAUUAUAUCUGUGUACCAGGCUAUGCAAAAGGAUUUAGUUCCCAGAGAUUAUGGUUUGAGACUACUGGAAGCACAGAUAGCCACCAAGGGUAUAUUUGACCCAGUAGAGAAGACAAGCAUCUCAACUGAGGCUGCGAUCCAAAAAGGCCUUUAUGAAAAGGGUUUGAUCAGUAACCAGAUGUCAGAGCUGAAAGUGUUUUACAAUCCAAGCACGCAAGAAAAUCUCAACUACCAAAGCCUUCUGGAAACAUGCACUGUGGCGCCAGACACCGGCUUGUUGCUACUUCCUGUCUGCAUUGCCUUCAAGGGUUUGCGCAAAGGCAUUUCCUCCAGUGAACUGUUUGAGUCAAAGAUCAUUGACAAAGAAACGUAUGAAGACUUGCAAACGGGGAAGACCACAGCGCAGGAUGUGAUGUUGAUGGAAACUGUGAAAGAAUACCUGGAAGGCAAAGGCAGUAUAGCAGGCAUUGCUGAUCUCUCGACCAAUCAGAGAAUGAGUAUUUAUCAAGCCAUGACUCAAGGAAUACUGAUGCCAGGUACAGCUCUUAUUCUGCUGGAAGCACAGGCAGCUACUGGGUUUAUGAUUGAUCCUGUGCAAAACAAAAAGUACACAGUGGAUGAAGCUAUUAAGCAUAAACUUGUUGGCCCAGAAUUUCACUUAAAGCUGCUUUCUGCUGAGCGAGCGGUGACUGGAUACAAAGAUCCAUAUUCAGGGGAGACUGUAUCCCUGUUUCAAGCAAUGUCAAAAGACCUCAUCGUCAAGGAACAUGGGAUCCGGCUACUGGAAGCACAAAUUGCUACAGGUGGAAUAAUCGAUCCAAUCAACAGCCACAGGCUUCCCACACAAGUGGCCUUCAAGAGAGGCUAUUUUGAUGCAGGAUUAAAUAAGAUACUUGAAGAUGAAGGAGAUGAUACAAAAGGAUUUUUUGACCCAAACACAAAAGACAAUCUAACAUACCUUCAGCUGAUCGAAAGGUGCGUCACCGAUCCUGGCACUGGGUUGUGCCUUCUUCCUCUACAAGACAAAUCAGGCACAUUGAAUUCCAGCUUUAUUGACUACAAAACAAAAAAUGUCUUCAAAACUGAGAAAGUCAAAGUGACAUGUGGGAAGUACAUGGGAAUGACAGUAUCUCUGUGGGAACUACUAAUGUCAGAGUACUUCGAUGAACACCAGAGGCAAGAUAUAGUUCAGAAACACAGGGAAGGGAAAUUAAGUAUCAGUGCCAUCAUUACGAUGGUUUUAAAAACCAUAGAAACAUCUGUGAAAACAACAAAAACCUUAUUUGAGGGCAUUAGAGAAACUGUCACUGCCAAGCAGCUUGUUGAAGCAGAAAUCAUCAGUGAGGAAGUGCUGGAGGAUCUGGAAAAGGGGAAAAAGUCAGUAAAGGAUGUAAUAGAGGAUGAAAAUGUAAACAUUUACUUGCAGGGAAAAGACAGCAUUGCAGGUAUUCUGCUUCCAGAUUCCCAAAUUAUGACCAUCUACCAAGCAAGACAAAAAGGAAAGCUGAUGCCAGGAACUGCUCUGGUUCUACUGGAGGCUCAGGCAGCGACUGGUUUCAUUGUUGACCCUAUUGGAAACAGGAGGUUUUCAGUGGAUGAUGCUGUCAAAGCCAAAAUUGUGGGACCUGAUCUCUGUCAGAAGCUGCGUUCAGCAGAGAGAGCGGUCACUGGGUAUAAAGAUCCAUAUGACGGCAAAAUAAUCUCCUUGUUCCAAGCAAUGCAAAAGGACCUGAUCCUGCAAGACCAUGGAAUUCGGCUUCUGGAGGCACAGAUUGCCACCGGCGGUAUCAUUGACCCAGUGAACAGCCAUCGCAUCCCCGUCCAUGUGGCGUAUAAGAGGGGUUACUUCAAUGAGGAGAUGAAUCAGAUUUUGAGUGAUCCAAGUGAUGACACCAAGGGUUUCUUUGACCCCAACACCCAAGAGAACCUGACAUACUUGCAGCUCAUGGCCAGGUGUGUGAAAGAUCCCAGUACAGGGCUGUGCCUCUUGCCUCUGAAAAGCAAGAGCAGCAAAAGAAUUGUUGACGACAACAUGAAGGAAAUUUUCCAAAGGACAACAAUUGCUGUAAGGUACGGCAGAUUAAAGGGCAACACCACUCUAUGGGAAGCAAUUAAUUCAGAAUAUCUGUCUGAGGACAAACGACAGGAGUUUUUAAAACUUUUCAGGUCCCGGAAAAUCACCAUAGAGCAGCUGACAGUGCUCAUUAUAGAGAUCAUUGAGAGCAAGGAGAUAAAGCAGCAAGCAGAGCUGAGCUUUAAAGGUCUCAGAGGAGAGGUCUCUGUUGUGGAUCUUUUGGAUCUUGAAAUUGUGGAUAAAAAAACAUACAAAAGUUUAAUUGAUGGUAACAUGUCAAAUACUGAUGUAAUGAAAAUGGACGGUGUCAGAGCCUACCUACAAGGGACAAGCUGUGUAGCAGGACUGAUCCUGCAACCCUCCAAUAAGAAGCUAAGCAUCUAUGAGGGCCAGCAAAGGGGCAUCCUCACUCCAGGAACUGCCCUUUGUCUCCUUGAAGCACAGGCAGCUACAGGAUUCAUUGUAGAUCCUCUAAAAAACCAAAAACUUACAGUGGAAGAAGCACUAAGAGAAAAGGUCAUUGGUCCACAAACGUACGAAAAGCUUUUGUCAGCAGAGAGGGCUGUUACCGGUUACAAAGACCCAUACACAGGUCAAAAGAUCUCGCUAUUCCAAGCCUUGAAAAAGGACCUUAUUGUCAAGCAGCAUGGUAUUCGUCUACUAGAAGCCCAGAUUGCCACUGGUGGCAUCAUUGAUCCAGUGAAGGGCCUUCAUCUGCCUCUAGAGGUUGCAUACAGAAAAGGCUAUUUUGAUGCAGAACUCAAUCAAAUCUUAAUAGACCCCACUGAUGACACAAAGGGCUUUUUCGACCCAGUGACUCAAGAAAACCUGACAUACAUGGAAAUGUUGAACAGAUGUGUGAAAGACAGAGAUACUGGACUCCUCCUCUUGCCGCUGAAUGACACACCAAAGACGACAACAAAAACAGACAAAACAUACACUGAAGUGGAAAUAAGGCAAGAGUUUCAAAAGACAUUUGUAAGCGUAAGUGUGGGACGGUUUUCAGGAAAAUCCGUUUCUCUCUGGGACCUGAUUCACUCGUGUUACUUCACUGAAGAUCAGCAACUGGAAUUCAUUGAAAAAGUCAAACUAAGGCAGAUCAACACCCAAACAAUAAUAACAUUGGUGCUUUCUACAAUUGAGAAACUGGAAAAUGAAACCCCCAAAGUGACAAUGGGCCUGAGAAAGGAAGUAUCUGCGCAACAACUACUGGAUUCUGAUAUCAUUGACUUAGCCACAUUCAAAAAGGUUAAAGAAGGAAAACUCAAUUUUGAUGAAUUAAGCAAAAAUGGGUCUGUUACAAGAUACCUAAGGGGAACUGAAAGCAUAGCUGGAAUCAAAAUAUAUCCAAAACAAAAUGUUAUGAGCAUUUAUGAAGCGAAACAGGAAGCUCUUUUGACUCCCGGCAUUGCCCUGGUACUGCUUAAAGCACAGGCUGCUACAGGAUGGGUGACUGAUCCUGUGAACAAUAAGUUCUAUUCAGUCGAUGAAGCUGCAAAAGAGAAGGUAAUUGGACCAGAUGUCCAUGAACAACUGCUUUCAGCCGAGCGUGCUGUCACUGGCUAUAAAGAUCCUUACACAGGUAGCAAUAUAUCCCUGUUUGAAGCAAUGAAAGAAACACUGAUUGAAAGAACUGAAGGUCUCCAGCUUCUUGACACACAGAUGGCAACUGGAGGAAUUAUUGACCCAAAUCAAAGCCACAGGCUACCUCCUCAUGUUGCUAUUAAAAAAGGAUACCUUGAUGAAGAAACUCACAAAAUCCUGUUAAACCCAAGUGAUGAUGCAAAAGGUUUCUUUGACCCUAAUACCAAUGAAAAUUUGUCCUACCUGCAGCUGAUGACUCGAUGUGAAAGAGAUUCAAAAACCGGGCUACUUCUUCUGCCACUGCACAACGAGGAGUCCAGGGUGUUUCACACACAUGAGCAGGUGGAGCUUGCCUUCAAGAACAAAACUAUUUCCCUGAAUGUGGGAAAAUUUAAGAACAAGGAAGUAACCGUGUGGGAGGUGUUACUUUCUGAAUACAUCUCAAAAGAGAAGAGAGAGCAGCUGAUAGAACAGUACAAAACAGGAGCUUUGAAAUUAGAGGAAAUAAUUGAAAUCCUCAAAGUUAACAUCACAGAGUUAUCUACGAAAGAAAGAAAAUUUAAAGGAUUAAGAAAACAAGUCUCAGCAAGUGAGUUGUUUGAGUCAAAGAUUAUCUCAAAAGAACUUUUCACCGAAAUUAUACAAGGAAAAGUGAGUGAGGACAAUGUGUCGGAAAUGGAGUCAAUUCAGAAGUACCUUGGAGCUACAAACUGUAUAGCAGGUGUAAGGGUUGAAUCUACAAAGAAAGUUAUGAGCAUUUACGAAGCUAAAAGCCGAGGUCUGCUUACUCCAGGAACUUCUCUGGUCCUACUGGAAGCCCAAGCUGCCACUGGCUUUGUCAUUGACCCCGUAAACAACAAGAAACUUUCUGUAGAGGAAGCUGUUGCUCAAGGAGUGGUCGGCACAGAGUGGAAGAAAAAACUCCUUUCAGCAGAAAGAGCAGUUACAGGAUACAAAGAUCCAUACACAGGAAAUACAAUUUCAUUGUUCCAGGCCUUGAAGAAAGAUCUAAUUGUGAAGGACCAUGGAAUCCGUCUACUUGAAGCGCAAAUUGCUACCGGAGGAAUAAUUGAUCCAGUCCACAGUCACAGAGUGCCAGUCCAGGUGGCAUACCAAAGAGGUUACUUUGAUGAGGAGAUGAACCAGAUUUUAUCUGACCCAGAUGACGACACCAAGGGAUUCUUUGACCCCAACACUAAAGACAACCUUACAUACCUGCAGCUGAUUGAAAGGUGUGUAAAAGAUCCAGUUACAGACCUAAACCUACUGUCGAUAGUAAAAAAAGGAGAGUUCUACUUCUUUGUUGAUGAGGCCACAAAGCUCAUGCUGAAGUCUACAACAACAACCAAAGCUGGAGGGAAAUACAAAGGGACCACAGUUUCUCUAUGGGAUUUGCUAUACUCCAAAUACAUCACUGAGGAAAAGAGGAGAGACCUUGUCAAACAGUUCAAAGCUGGAACUCUCACCAUUGAACGCUUUUUGGAAAUCGUCUUGACCAUCAUUCAGCAGCAAACCACAACAACCACUGUCACCACCACCACCAUCACAAAGACAACUGAAGACAAAACAGUUAAAGGUAUUAGAAAGGAUGUCACUAUAUCUGAGCUAGUUGCAUCAGAAAUCAUUGAUCAGAAACUCUUGAAUGAUAUUAGUGCUGGAAAUGUCACAGUGGCUGAAGUCAGUGAAAUGGACUCAGUACGUAAAUACCUUGAAGGGACCAACAGCAUUGCAGGAGUGUACAUCCAGUCCACAAAGGAGACGCUGAGUAUCUAUCAAGCAAAAAGCAGAGGUUUACUGACUCCUGGUACCUCUCUGGUUCUGCUGGAAGCCCAAGCUGCCACUGGCUUUGUCAUUGACCCCGUAAACAACAAGAAACUUUCUGUAGAGCAAGCAGUAGCUGAGAAACUGGUCGGCACAGAGUGGAAAGACAAACUCCUUUCAGCAGAAAGAGCAGUUACAGGAUACAAAGAUCCCUACACCGGAAACACAAUUUCAUUGUUCCAGGCCUUGAAGAAAGAUCUAAUUGUGAAGGACCAUGGAAUCCGUCUACUUGAAGCGCAAAUUGCUACCGGAGGAAUAAUUGAUCCAGUCCACAGUCAUAGAGUGCCAGUCCAGGUGGCAUACCAAAGAGGUUACUUUGAUGAGGAGAUGAACCAGAUUUUAUCUGACCCAGAUGAUGACACCAAGGGAUUCUUUGACCCCAACACCAAGGAGAACCUUACCUACCUGCAGCUGAUUGAAAGGUGCAUUACAGAUCCUGUCACAGGUCUCAGUUUGUUGGUCAUUGUGAAGAAAGGAGAGUUCUACUUCUUUGUUGAUGAGGCCACAAAGCUCAUGCUGAAGUCUACAACAACAACCAAAGCUGGAGGGAAAUACAAAGGGACCACAGUUUCUCUGUGGGAUUUGCUAUACUCCAAAUACAUCACUGAGGAAAAGAGGAGAGACCUUGUCCAACAGUUCAAAGCUGGAACUCUCACCAUUGAACGCUUUUUGGAAAUCGUCUUGACCAUCAUUCAGCAGCAAACCACAACAACCACUGUCACCACCACCACCAUCACAAAGACAACUGAAGACAAAACAGUCAAGGGUAUUAGAAAGGAUGUCACUAUAUCUGAGCUAGUUGCAUCAGAAAUCAUUGACCAGAAACUCUUGAAUGAUAUUAGUGCUGGAAAUGUCACAGUGGCUGAAGUCAGUAAAAUGGACUCAGUACGUAAAUACCUUGAAGGGACCAACAGUAUUGCAGGAGUGUACAUCCAGUCCACAAAGGAGACGCUGAGUAUCUAUCAAGCAAAAAGCAGAGGUUUACUGACUCCUGGUACCUCUCUGGUUCUGCUGGAAGCCCAAGCUGCCACUGGCUUUGUCAUUGACCCCGUAAACAACAAGAAACUUUCUGUAGAGCAAGCAGUAGCUGAGAAACUGGUCGGCACAGAGUGGAAAGACAAACUCCUUUCAGCAGAAAGAGCAGUUACAGGAUACAAAGAUCCCUACACCGGAAACACAAUUUCAUUGUUCCAGGCCUUGAAGAAAGAUCUAAUUGUGAAGGACCAUGGAAUCCGUCUACUUGAAGCGCAAAUUGCUACCGGAGGAAUAAUUGAUCCAGUCCACAGUCAUAGAGUGCCAGUCCAGGUGGCAUACCAAAGAGGUUACUUUGAUGAGGAGAUGAACCAGAUUUUAUCUGACCCAGAUGAUGACACCAAGGGAUUCUUUGACCCCAACACCAAGGAGAACCUUACCUACCUGCAGCUGAUUGAAAGGUGCAUUACAGAUCCUGUCACAGGUCUCAGUUUGUUGGUCAUUGUGAAGAAAGGAGAGUUCUACUUCUUUGUUGAUGAGGCCACAAAGCUCAUGCUGAAGUCUACAACAACAACCAAAGCUGGAGGGAAAUACAAAGGGACCACAGUUUCUCUGUGGGAUUUGCUAUACUCCAAAUACAUCACUGAGGAAAAGAGGAGAGACCUUGUCCAACAGUUCAAAGCUGGAACUCUCACCAUUGAACGCUUUUUGGAAAUCGUCUUGACCAUCAUUCAGCAGCAAACCACAACAACCACUGUCACCACCACCACCAUCACAAAGACAACUGAAGACAAAACAGUCAAGGGUAUUAGAAAGGAUGUCACUAUAUCUGAGCUAGUUGAAUCAAAAAUCAUUGAUGAAAAACUCUUGAAUGAUAUUAGUGCUGGAAAUGUCACAGUGGCUGAAGUCAGUAAAAUGGACUCAGUACGUAAAUACCUUGAAGGGACCAACAGUAUUGCAGGAGUGUACAUCCAGUCCACAAAGGAGACGCUGAGUAUCUAUCAAGCAAAAAGCCGAGGUCUACUGACUCCUGGUACCUCUCUGGUUCUGCUGGAAGCCCAAGCUGCCACUGGCUUUGUCAUUGACCCCGUAAACAACAAGAAACUUUCUGUAGAGCAAGCAGUAGCUGAGAAACUGGUCGGCACAGAGUGGAAAGACAAACUCCUUUCAGCAGAAAGAGCAGUUACAGGAUACAAAGAUCCCUACACCGAAAACACAAUUUCAUUGUUCCAGGCCUUGAAGAAAGAUCUAAUUGUGAAGGACCAUGGAAUCCGUCUCCUUGAAGCGCAAAUUGCUACCGGAGGAAUAAUUGAUCCAGUCCACAGUCACAGAGUGCCAGUCCAGGUGGCAUACCAAAGAGGUUACUUUGAUGAGGAGAUGAACCAGAUUUUAUCUGACCCAGAUGAUGACACCAAGGGAUUCUUUGACCCCAACACCAAGGAGAACCUUACCUACCUGCAGCUGAUUGAAAGGUGCAUUACAGAUCCUGUCACAGGUCUCAGUUUACUGGUCAUUGUGAAGAAAGGAGAGUUCUACUUCUUUGUUGAUGAGAACACAAAACUCAUGCUGAAGUCUACAACAACAACCAAAGCUGAAGGGAAAUACAAAGGGACCACAGUUUCUCUAUGGGAUUUGCUAUACUCCAAAUACAUCACUGAGGAAAAGAGGAGAGACCUUGUCCAACAGUUCAAAGCUGGAACUCUCACCAUUGAACGCUUUUUGGAAAUCGUCUUGACCAUCAUUCAGCAGCAAACCACAACAACCACUGUCACCACCACCACCAUCACAAAGACAACUGAAGACAAAACAGUAAAGGGCAUUAGAAAGGAUGUCACUAUAUCUGAGCUAGUUGCAUCAGAAAUCAUUGACCAGAAACUCUUGAAUGAUAUUAGUGCUGGAAAUGUCACAGUGGAUGAAGUCAGUAAAAUGGACUCAGUACGUAAAUACCUUGAAGGGACCAACAGCAUUGCAGGAGUGUACAUCCAGUCCACAAAGGAGACGCUGAGUAUCUAUCAAGCAAAAAGCCGAGGUUUACUGACUCCUGGUACCUCUCUGGUUCUGCUGGAAGCCCAAGCUGCCACUGGCUUUGUCAUUGACCCCGUAAACAACAAGAAACUUUCUGUAGAGCAAGCAGUAGCUGAGAAACUGGUCGGCACAGAGUGGAAAGACAAACUCCUUUCAGCAGAAAGAGCAGUUACAGGAUACAAAGAUCCCUACACCGAAAACACAAUUUCAUUGUUCCAGGCCUUGAAGAAAGAUCUAAUUGUGAAGGACCAUGGAAUCCGUCUACUUGAAGCGCAAAUUGCUACCGGAGGAAUAAUUGAUCCAGUCCACAGUCACAGAGUGCCAGUCCAGGUGGCAUACCAAAGAGGUUACUUUGAUGAGGAGAUGAACCAGAUUUUAUCUGACCCAGAUGACGACACCAAGGGAUUCUUUGACCCCAACACCAAGGAGAACCUUACCUACCUGCAGCUGAUUGAAAGGUGCAUUACAGAUCCUGUCACAGGUCUCAGUUUACUGGUCAUUGUGAAGAAAGGAGAGUUCUACUUCUUUGUUGAUGAGGCCACAAAGCUCAUGCUGAAGUCUACAACAACAACCAAAGCUGGAGGGAAAUACAAAGGGACCACAGUUUCUCUGUGGGAUUUGCUAUACUCCAAAUACAUCACUGAGGAAAAGAGGAGAGACCUUGUCCAACAGUUCAAAGCUGGAACUCUCACCAUUGAACGCUUUUUGGAAAUCGUCUUGACCAUCAUUCAGCAGCAAACCACAACAACCACUGUCACCACCACCACCAUCACAAAGACAACUGAAGACAAAACAGUCAAGGGCAUUAGAAAGGAUGUCACUAUAUCUGAGCUAGUUGCAUCAGAAAUCAUUGACCAGAAACUCUUCAAGGAAAUUAGUGCUGGAAAUGUCACAGUGGCUGAAGUCAGUAAAAUGGACUCAGUACGUAAAUACCUUGAAGGGACCAACAGUAUUGCAGGAGUGUACAUCCAGUCCACAAAGGAGACGCUGAGUAUCUAUCAAGCAAAAAGCCGAGGUUUACUGACUCCUGGUACCUCUUUGGUUCUGCUGGAAGCCCAAGCUGCCACUGGCUUUGUCAUUGACCCCGUAAACAACAAGAAACUUUCUGUAGAGCAAGCAGUAGCUGAGAAACUGGUCGGCACAGAGUGGAAAGACAAACUCCUUUCAGCAGAAAGAGCAGUUACAGGAUACAAAGAUCCAUACACCGGAAACACAAUUUCAUUGUUCCAGGCCUUGAAGAAAGAUCUAAUUGUGAAGGACCAUGGAAUCCGUCUACUUGAAGCGCAAAUUGCUACCGGAGGAAUAAUUGAUCCAGUCCACAGUCACAGAGUGCCAGUCCAGGUGGCAUACCAAAGAGGUUACUUUGAUGAGGAGAUGAACCAGAUUUUAUCUGACCCAGAUGACGACACCAAGGGAUUCUUUGACCCCAACACCAAGGAGAACCUUACCUACCUGCAGCUGAUUGAAAGGUGCAUUACAGAUCCUGUCACAGGUCUCAGUUUGCUAUCAUUGGCUAAGUAAAUUCAGCAAGGCUUAAGACGUGUCUAUAUAAUUAGUGAUGCUUCACCAAACCUGGAAUGUAAACUAACACUCUGCUAGGAUUAAAUUCCUUUCAUUCUUUGUCAUAAACUACAGCUUUGAUCUAGAUGUGCUUAUCACAUGCUUUAGAACAACGCAACCUUUUAUAUGUACUUUAAUGCCAAAGAUAAACUUAAAAGGUGUUUUUUAUAACCAGAUUCUCAUCUCUGUUGACAUUUUUGAUCUACUUUGCUGUUGAAGCAAUAAUUAUGCUUCAACUUAUGUUGUCACCAGAUGGUGCUGUUUGCAUAAAAUCUUUUUCUGCAGUUUCUAUGGGUUCAAAUGUGAUUUUGUUGUGGAUGUAGUUGCACAAGGAGAACACUUUUCUUUGUUUCAUGAGGCUUAAUAAACUGGUGCAAUUUA